Cylindrotheca closterium is the source of this 768-nucleotide messenger RNA. Lineage: Eukaryota; Bacillariophyta; Bacillariophyceae; Bacillariales; Bacillariaceae. The record is from the annotation of a GenBank genome assembly.
AUGAAGAACAUCCUUACCCCAACAUUAAUUUUUACCUUCCUAUGCUUGGGUAUUCUCGAGGUUGUUUUUUCAGCCGAAGAAGACCGUGGCAAGGUCGCUCCCUUUGAUACGGACAUCCGCAAGGAUUGCCAACAAAUGGCGAGUCAUUGUCAGUCGCCAUUCUUUGGUCACAUUUUCCUUCAGUGCCCCAAGACUUGUGCGGCCAUGUUGGAAGUUCCAGGUAUGGUCGGCAAGUCGCCCAAGGGGGAUGACGAGCUGUGGUGGGAAUCUACCGAAACUGUCCGAACGAUUCAGGGCAAACGCGUGGCGACGGAUCGGUGGGAUGGGUGUGUGACGGUGGUAGCCACGGUUCCCAUGUUACCAGGAAUGGCUCCGUAUUAUUACGAAAUGAUGGAAACCUUGCACAAACAGUACAAACCACACGUGGAAUUUAUCUUGAUUCCGAUUGAUUUGGGAGAGACCAUUCACAUCAAACUGCGCAAGAAACCCGGUGUGGUGGUGUUGGAAGAAGAAUCGCCCAUGGCAGUGCUGACGAAUCCCUUUGUCCAGUAUCUCACCUCCAUCAAGCCUGAUGCUGGGGCAGUUGUUACAAAUCAUUUGGACGAAUUGGAGCAAUUGGAUCUUCAUACGGACCGAGCCUCCUUUUUUGUCAUUAGUUCCGAUGGAUACUUUAUUGAGAGUCUGAUAUCCCCGCCCAUGAAGAAGUUACAACGACGAAUCAAUCUCUUUUUGAAGACUGUGGACUAUGCUGGUGUGGAGGAGCUGUAA